Molecule: messenger RNA, 1290 nt
Organism: Drosophila subpulchrella
Lineage: Eukaryota; Metazoa; Arthropoda; Insecta; Diptera; Drosophilidae
Product: zinc finger protein CG2199-like
Exons: 4
Coding region: 1-1290 (429 amino acids)
Source: RefSeq, a predicted model, not a curated record
AUGCAGCGCAUCAUCGAGAAGUCCGGAGAGCACAUUUUUGACGGUGCCGGUGAGCCGCAUUUGGAGAUCUGUCAGAAGGAUCAAGCACGACUACGAUGUGACCGAGUCCUGGCGAAUUAUGAAUUGGAUGAGUCGUCCUCCAAAAAGGCUUUCCUAAAUCUCUUUGGCAACGGCGAUGAUGCCAUGGAAAAGGAAUUUGAGACCGAGAGCGAGGAAGAGGAGGAUGCCGAGGUUGGCUACCUCACGAUCAAUACUAACAACUUCCAAUGCGCUGAGUGCGAGUUCCCCACAAGGUUCCCCAAUCACAUGAAGGAACCCACGCUGAACGAGCACGGCCAACAGCGUGCCCGCAUAUACAGCUGUCCCAUGACAAAGGAUAACAAGGGAAAGUCGAAGGAGUCGGAAGCCGAUCCAAAGCCAAAGGAGCCAAAGGCGCAGACUGAGACGCCAAAGGUGCCUGAGACUCAGACGCAGAAACAAAAGCCAAAGGAAGUACAGCCGAAGGCCAAAAAGCCAGAAGCGGUAACGGAGAGCAAGUCUAAGAAGAAGCCAACAGAGGUGGAGACAGAAAAAGAAAAAGUAGUAAGCCAGGAGAAGUCGGGUGACACCCAGGACCCCAAAGUCGCCCUCCUUAAGCCCAAGGACAUGUCAAUAGAGUCAGAAGAGAAAACAGUGCUCAGCCAAGAGAAAGCAGUUGAGCACCACGUUCUUCAUAGCGAUGGUGCCGAGGUGGGCAAGUACAGCAAGCGAAAGAUACUGCAAGAAGAGGAUGAGGAAGUUGAUAUUGAGGGUAGUUUUCAGAAGGAGGAGAAGAUUAUAAAGAUUAUAAAAGUCGCCCAGUCUAAGGUUGGUGGGCUCAUGUCCGCUCCGCUUUCGCCCGUUAAGAAGGCAAAGAAAGGCAAAACAAGCCCCCUAGAUGUUUCUGGGGUCACCACAAAUGGUGAAUCUCCCGCCAAGCGCAAAAAGCAUGUCAAAUCCGAGGACACAUCCUCCAUUUCUGACGUGUCUCAACUGUCAACUGUCAACAAAAAGGCCCGGCUGGAGUCCGUUGGCGACUCCACUACCGACGAGUCCGCACUCAGCUGCGACCAGUGCGGGAAGUCUGUCGGCUCGCGUCAACGUCCGGACUCGCACAUUCAGAAGAAGCACAUCUCCCAGUUGAAGAGCUCAAAGUGCCAGGAUGUCUUCAUCAAACUGCUACACUAUGUGAGCCACUUUUGGGAUUGUUUGACCGACAACGGAUUUUUUUGCGGCGUGGACAAGUGCACGAAGGUCUUCAAGUUCUUCUAA